Molecule: messenger RNA, 2617 nt
Organism: Prinia subflava (tawny-flanked prinia)
Lineage: Eukaryota; Metazoa; Chordata; Aves; Passeriformes; Cisticolidae
Gene: CFAP100
Product: cilia and flagella associated protein 100
Source: RefSeq, a predicted model, not a curated record
CAUUCCACAGACAGGGCCCCCAGCUCCCAUUUCCUCAACCCUCUGCUCCCAGACAUAGGGUUAAACUCCCAAUUCCCAGGCCUGAAAUAAGGGGGAAUGAAACAAUGAGCAGACAACCCAGCAGGGCAGGGAGACCUCUCACACCAGAGCCGUUCUCGUCCUUUUAGAAGGCGACUCAAAGCUACAUCUCCCCGAACUCAGCGAGCUCGGGACAGCGCUACUGCCUGCUCUGCACGGCGCACCCGGCCAGGCUGGACGGGGCUGCCUGGGCUGCUGGAAGCUGUCCCUGUCCCUGUCCCCGUCCCUGUCCCUGUCCGCCAGGGCUGCUUCCAGCCGGGGCGCCCCGCGGUUCCGGGCUCGCUCCCGGGCUCGCUCCCGGGCUCGCUCCCGGGCUCGCUCCCGGGCUCGCUCCCGGGCUCGCUCCCGGGCUCGCUCCCGGGCUCGCUCCCGGGCCGGCGGGAGCGCGCGUUUCCAUGGCAACCCCAACAGCGGCGGAACGCUCGGAGCUCGGCCAGGACCCUCGGAACUCGGCCAGGACCCUCGGAACUCGGCUAGAGCCCUCGCAGCUCGGCCAGGACCCUCGGAACUCGGCCAGGACCCUCGGAGCGCGGCCAGAGCAGCGCGCAGGGGACAGGGACAGGGACAGCGCCGGAUCAAAGACAACAUCCUGACAUACAGCAUCAACAUCUAAAGGUCUCUCUUCCAAACUUGAAAUGGAAACCCUCCUUGCACUGCCAGAGAGCACAGAAGAGGAUGAAGAAAACCCAAAGAAAAAUCCAUUUAAAGUCCCAUCAGAUACUGAACUUUUCUCAGUAAGGGACAAGGAAAUUAAGAAGGCACAGGUGGAACGUGAAAAGAAGAAAACUAUGAAAGUCCAUGAGAAAACGACUUACUCCACAAGAAUGAAGGCAAAAAGUGGGUUGAGGAAGGCUUUGAAAAGGGAAGAAGAAGAGGAGAGCAAGAUAGAGGCGACACGUGAAGAGAGACUGAAAGUUCGUCAGGAGAUGCUUUCACAGAAGUUAGCCAUGAAAAAAGAUUAUGCAUUCAACAGGGAGACCUUCCAUGACUACCUACAGAACAGAAAACAGAUCUUUUAUCUUGAGCAUGCCAUUGCAGUAAAGCGAGGGGAGAUUCAAAAGAUGGAGAACAUAGCAAAGAAUGAGGAAAAAAAACUGGAAAAGGCUGAGAGAAGACUGGAGAAGGACGCUGCCAUGUUUGAUAAGUUCCUGAAGGAGAACCAUAAUAACACUGUUGAAGCACUGAGAAUAGCCAAAAGAGAAACUUCAGCAAAGAACAAGAAAAUAACUGAGAUCCAGGAAAUCACUACUGAAAUAAAGCAACUCCAAAGUGACAUCUCCAGAUUUAAGGACACUCUGAAGGAGUACAAGAUGUACAGGGACAUCCUCUACCACCUAUCUCCAAAGGAGUGGCAGGAGAAACACAGAAAAAGGCACAAAAAAGAAAAGGAUAUGAAGACAGAACCCAAAAUUAAUGAAGGAAGUGCUUCACCUCCCUCCACAGCAGGGCAGAACCAGGGUUCGACAGCCAGGACAAACGCUGCCCACAGUUUUAUGGAUAUGCCAAGUUCCCUGCAGUUUUCAGCAAGUUUGGAUUUCAGUUCAUGUGAUCUCAGGCCACAGCUUAAACAGUUCCUGAAGCCUCUUUUGUCAAGAGAACUAAGUUCAUUGGAGGAUGCAGAGAGUGAAAUCAGCUCAGACGAGGAUGAGGAGCCUGAGCUCUACUUUACUGAUCCCAAUCAAUUGCUGAUUGCUUUGAAGGAGAUGCAGGAUGAGAACAUAUCCCUCAUCCUGAACUCCCAGGAUACUGAGGAGAGUUGGAACAAGUUCCAACAGACUUUCAUCACCACACAUGAAAGCAUGGAGAAGGAGUUGGCAGCGCUCAAACAGCAGGUAAACACCCUCCGAGCCUCUGUUGCCAAGGAAGAAGAGAAAGUAGCUGAGCUGAAGCUCAAAGUUCAGCAGUUUUCCUCAGAACACAAAGCCGAUGACCAGGACAAACAGCUCACAAGCCUGAACAAGAGCGUGCUGGAAGUCUAUCUCCAGUGCACUGGAGACAAUGAGACAAACCUGCCAACAGUAGAGAUGUUAAAGGUAAUAGAAAAACGGGUCAACGAUUUACUGGACAGCAUGGAGGGAAUCCCACCAGCAAAGAUAGAAAAGGCCAUGAAAGCCAUAAGAAAGGAACAGAGGGCAAGGCUCAGAGAGGAAAAGCAGAAACAAGCAAAACAGCAGCAGGAUGAAGGAUUGAAAAGGGACAUGAAAAGAUCACAGGUACCUGAAAAAAAAAAGACAAUGGCCUUGGCUUCCAAACCACCUGCCAGGAAGGAGAAGAGCAAGGAAACAGAUAAGAAGGAAGAACAAUUGUAUUAUUUCUCCUGAUGGCACCGCCUUAACCACAGGUCAUAGGGCUGAUGCUGUUCUAGAAGUCUUUCGUAAAUUUACAACUGUGUCAGUCUUUGCUCAGCUGAACUUUACUGUCCCAUGAAAUUUCCUUCUUCUCCUACCCUAAGAUUCCAGGGAAAGUUUGCAACCCCUCUUCCCUCCUUUGGUAUUUUGCCUAAGAAAAUAAAUAAAAAUUCUCUCAUUUUGCAUCUCAA